AUGUUCAUAUCGAGGACGCAGGCCAUUCGAGCGUUAGCUCGUUUGCCAAUCUCUGCUCGAUAUGGACACCCUGCAGCCAUCCGAUCUCUGCGCUCGUACAGCACGGCUACCACGCAAAAGGUCUCGCCUCAGUCGCUUGCCCAGAUUAUCGAGGACACAAUUACCGCAACAGGUCCAGUAUCGGUUGCGCGAUACAUGCAACUAUGCCUGACCCACCCCACCUUGGGCUACUACUCGCAGGGAGAUGUGUUUGGAGAAAAGGGUGACUUUGUCACGUCGCCAGAAAUCAGCCAGAUCUUUGGCGAACUCGUUGCAGUCUGGCUAAUGACAAGGUGGCUUGCCGCAGGAAGCCCGGCAAGUUGCAGGAUUGUCGAGCUGGGACCUGGGCGAGGGACUCUCAUGGACGACAUCCUCCGCACCUUUCUGCGUUUCGGCAAGCCUUCAAUCAAAACUAUCCACCUCGUCGAGAACAGUGCAAACCUCCAAGACGUGCAGCGGCAGAAGCUCUCAGCUCGGGCAAAGGACCUCGGGGCUGAGCUGGUCUGGAAUGAACAGGUCGAGGUGAUUCCGCAGUCUGAUGACUUCACCUUCGUUGUGGCGCAUGAGUUCUUCGACGCUAUGCCUAUCCACAUUCUUCAGCGUACUGAGGAAGGGUUCCGAGAAGUCAAGGUUGGCAAGAAUGCGUCAUAUGUUCCUUCGACGUCGUCUCCUCGCUUUUCUUUGGGGAUCGAUCGAGAGCAAAGUUUCAUGUCUUCCCUUCUGCCUGCCUCAUCCACACGGUUCUCGAAUCUGCCCGUCGGGAGCCAGAUUGAAGUUUCGCCCGAAUCGUCGCGAAUUGUCCACAGUGUGGGCAACCUGAUGAACAAUGGCGGUGCUGGCCUUGUCGUGGACUAUGGGGGUGACAAGGCUUUCUCAUCCAGUUUCCGAGCGUUCCGAAAGCACAAGAUUGUGGAUGUCUUUGAUGAGCCGGGCUCUUCAGACUUGACUGCCAACGUUGACUUUGCGUACCUUCGAGAGUCACUUGAAGGUGUCGCCACUUGCUACGGCCCUAUCUCUCAAGCGAGCUUCUUGUUAGCCUUGGGCCUCGAGCCAAGGUUGACCUCACUACUCUCUUCGGCAGCUGACGACCCGGAUAAGCAAAGGCGCAUCCGACGAGGAGCCCAACGCCUCAUCGACGAAAUGGGCAUGGGCAGUCAGUAUCAGGUGAUGGCGUUCGCCAACGGACCUGCCGCGGAGGGAGAUGUGUACCCAUUCGGGACGAUGGGUGACGCGCCAACAAAGGCCACACCGUAG
This is a messenger RNA of Vanrija pseudolonga, 1293 nucleotides long. RefSeq names its product Protein arginine methyltransferase NDUFAF7, mitochondrial (gene ndufaf7). Gene Ontology annotation, molecular function: protein-arginine omega-N symmetric methyltransferase activity. The transcript has 9 exons. NCBI's taxonomy places the organism in Eukaryota, Fungi, Basidiomycota, Tremellomycetes, Trichosporonales, Trichosporonaceae. The coding region runs from base 1 to 1293 and encodes 430 amino acids. Gene Ontology annotation, biological process: mitochondrial respiratory chain complex I assembly. Gene Ontology annotation, cellular component: mitochondrion. The record is from RefSeq and is a predicted model, not a curated record.